Molecule: messenger RNA, 1047 nt
Organism: Lolium rigidum
Lineage: Eukaryota; Viridiplantae; Streptophyta; Magnoliopsida; Poales; Poaceae
Product: 2'-deoxymugineic-acid 2'-dioxygenase-like
Exons: 1
Coding region: 1-1047 (348 amino acids)
Source: RefSeq, a predicted model, not a curated record
AUGGAGCUGCUGUGCAACGCCCCGGCACACACCACCGUCCCAGACAGGUACGUCUUCCCGCCGGAGAAACGCGCCGCCCUGCAGCUCGACAAUGAUCUCACCCCCGAUGACAUCACGCUCCCUAUCAUCGACCUCCACCAUGGUGCCCUCUCCGACGACCGGCGCAGCCAGGUUGCCGCCGAAAUCAUCGCCGCAGGCAAGGAGUUCGGCUUCUUCCAGGUGGUGAACCACGGCGUGGAGGAGGACGCCGUCCAGGCGUUCCGGGACGCGGCCGCGGGGUUCUUCGCGCUGCCGGCGAAGGAGAAGCUUCCCUACUGCUCCUACGACAUGAGCAAGCGAUUCCGGCUCGCCACCAGCACCUCCUACGACCGCGGCGAGACCCGCUACUGGCGCGACUACGUCAAGUUCCGCUGCUACCCGGCCUCCGACGACAACGUGCGCUGCUGGCCGUCCAAGCCGGCGAGCUUCGCGCCCCGCCUCAUCGAGUACUGCGAGGCGGUGCAUGUGCUGGCGCAGACGCUCCUCGAGCUCGUCGCCGAGGGCCUCGGCCUCGACGCGGGCUUCUUCGCGGGUGACCUCAGCGGCGGCGACACCCACAUGAGCGUCAACUACUACCCGCCAUGCCCGGACCCGAGCGUCACCAUGGGCCUGCUCGCGCACUGCGACCGCCACCUCCUCACCUUGCUCUCCCAGGCCGACGUCGCGGGCCUCCAGGCCAGGCACGACGGGAGGUGGCUUCUCGUCCGCCCCGUCCAGGGCGCCUUCGUCGUCAACUUCGGCCACCAGAUGGAGAUCGUCACCAAUGGGGUGCUCGCCAGCGUCGAGCACCGUGCCGUCACCAACUCUGUCGCAGCGAGGAUGUCGGUGGCCUCGCAUGUGCACCCCACGGACGGGUGCCUCAUCAGGCCGGCACCGGAGCUAGUGGAUGAGGCGGAAAACCCACCGAAGUACAGGGAGUUUCUGUUCAGCGAGUUCAUGGAAGCCUAUGACGCCGCCGACGCCAGCAGGGAGGACGUGCUCGACUCCUUCAAGAUCCGCCGCGACUAG